Molecule: messenger RNA, 3520 nt
Organism: Carcharodon carcharias (great white shark)
Lineage: Eukaryota; Metazoa; Chordata; Chondrichthyes; Lamniformes; Lamnidae
Gene: cdk4
Product: cyclin-dependent kinase 4
Exons: 6
Coding region: 269-1135 (288 amino acids)
Biological process (GO): regulation of G2/M transition of mitotic cell cycle; regulation of gene expression; G1/S transition of mitotic cell cycle
Cellular component (GO): cytoplasm; nucleus; cyclin-dependent protein kinase holoenzyme complex
Molecular function (GO): cyclin-dependent protein serine/threonine kinase activity; ATP binding; cyclin binding
Source: RefSeq, a predicted model, not a curated record
GACAAUGUUGCGGGAAUGACCUCAUGUGACUGUAACUAAAAACUUUUAAGUUUCGGCAGGAGCUUUUAGCUUUAGUUAACUUUUUAAAAAAGCAUUUUAAAUAUUUGAUUAUAAGCAAUCGUAAAAAGCCUAGGUGGUUCCAGGACUUGAAAAGUUAUGAUUUUUUAUUGAGUGAUUUAUUUUCUUUCGGAAAUCCUGAAAAACUUCACUGGAAGCUUGUUGUACAUUGUGAUAGUGGGGAGGGAAAAGGCCUGUGGGCGUUGGGACAAUGGAGCAGAGUUCUGUCACUCCGUAUGAGCCUGUGGCAGAAAUUGGAGGAGGGGCCUACGGCACCGUCUACAAGGCACGAGACUCGCGGAGUGGGAAAUUUGUUGCUUUGAAAAAUGUGCGAGUCCAGAGGGACGAAGAUGGUGUGCCACCAUCGACCGUGAGGGAAGUGGCCCUCCUGAAGCGGCUGGAGCACUUUGACCAUCCCAACAUUGUGAGAUUGUUCGAUGUGUGCGCGACAGUGAGGGCAGACCGAGAAACCAAAGUCACUCUGGUGUUUGAGCAUGUUGACCAGGACCUGAAAACCUAUCUGGAGAAGGCUCCAUCGCCUGGUCUACCAGCAGAGACUGUAAAGGACCUGAUGAAUCAGUUGCUGAAAGGCCUGGCGUUCCUUCAUUCCCACAGUGUGGUGCACCGAGACCUCAAGCCAGAAAACAUCCUGGUGACCAGCCGGGGGCAGGUGAAGCUGGCUGACUUUGGCCUGGCUCGUAUCUACAGCUGCCAGAUGGCCCUCACUCCAGUGGUGGUGACCCUGUGGUACCGUGCCCCGGAGGUACUAUUGCAGGCAACGUAUGCCACUCCUGUUGACUUGUGGAGCACAGGCUGUAUCUUUGCUGAGAUGUUUCGAAGAAGGCGUUACUGGCAUUCAGCCCCUAUAAAAGAAUCUCUGCCUUCGACGCCCUGCAACAUCCUUAUUUCCAAGGCCAAAGUCCUGAAGUUUAAGACUAGUGACCUGUGGAGAAGAAACUGCCUGUGCCUUUGCCUGCAAGUCACUGCCUGGGUGCUACUGUUACAACUGUUCUACAGAUGUGCACUGCUGGGGGGAUGGAGGGAGGGGAGGGUGGGUGUGCAGAAAACUAAGCAUUAACCAACUGAGGACUUGUCAUAGUUUGUGAGAUGUCUUUCCAUCUCUCGUAUUGACUUAAGACUUUUUUUUUCUUUGCCCAAAGAAACAAGUGAAACCUGGAACGUGUCAUUGGGUGGUUCUUUGGGGCAGGUCUUGUCCCCCUGGAUUGCAGUUCCCAGUCAGUUAGAAUGAGGUCUCUUGCUCCUUCAGCUCUAUGCAUGGUAUUUUUUUUUUACGUAACCCAGUUUGGCCAUCCAUUUAAAUGGUGAAAGUACAACUGGCACUGAACGAGUGGUUGGAAUUUGCCAUCUGAAGAAGUACUUAUCUGCUGCCUGCCUUCCAUUCCUCCCCCACCCUCCCCUUCCCCACUCUCUCUCAUUGGUAGGUUGCAUCAUCUCUGGCAUGGUUCUCUUUAAAAGGAAGGUUGGACAAUGAUGCUUCCUAAACUGACUCCAUUUCUAUACCAGCAAGAACAAAAGACAGUCCACCCAGAGGAGUGUUUUAACACCAAGAUCGCAAGCUGUUCCCCACUGCCUGGCAGUAAUUCUCCUAUCUUUUUCCUCCCCUCCGCUAUUUAACAAUGCAUUUAACUUCUUAGAAUCAUGAGGCAUGUCUCCUUUUGAGUGCUUUGAUAUUUAACAUCAUGUUUGAUCUUGGAAUGCUCCAAAAUGCCUUGCAACCAAUGACGUGUGGUCACUGUUGUAGGAAACGCAGCAGCCAAUUUGCACGCAGCAAGCUCCCACAAGCAGCAAUGUGAUAAAUGACCAGAUCAUCUGUUUUUGGCUGUUGAUUGAGAGAUAAAUAGUGACAGCAGGGAGAAUUCUUCCCCCUGUUCUUCCAAUUGUGUCAUGGGAUCCCUGAGAGUCCUGACAGGGCCUUCGUUUAAUGCUCCAUCUGAAAGCUGGACCCUCGGACAAUACAAUGUUCCUUCUGUACUGCACUGUCGGCAUGGAUUUUUUGCUUAAGUCUCUGCAGCACAACCUUCUAAGGCAGAGGUACUAUCUACUGAGCCACAGACAUACCUCUGCAGCUGUGGACAGGUGGCAAGCAGAAAAGGUUUUCCAUACAAAUCAGUGUCUCCUCUCCGUGUUCUAAGAUUCAUCUUCCUGGUUGAGCCACCUCUCUGCAGCCUGUCUUGAAACUUGGGAAGACUAGCAGGUUUGUGGCUAGCUCAGUCUGCCAUCCAACCCCUUCACACUGAGCAGCGAGAGGCAUGUUUACCAAAUGUAGUUGCAAGGUGGUUAUUGGGGCUGGAAGCAUUGGAUUAUCAAAAGUUUCAAUCAAUUGUUCUUAUUUUUCCCUUGCCUGUUAACUAAUGAGUUGCCACAUGAUUGUAGAACUGUGCAAUAUGGAUUUGAAACUCUGACACACACUAAAACUCACCUUGCCAAAUCUCCUGUUUUUACUGGUGCAUGGGACUGUGAUUGACAGCAUCUUUGGGCAGAUAAAGAAACCCAUUUGUAGUACUGAAUGCCAGAUACUGUACCAAUCUGACUAAAGACUUGUUCCACACAUUGAAAGCCAGUCUCUGGUUUACUGAAGAGGGAAUUUUUUACAUAAUGUACUGUAAUAUCAUCAGAUCACAGGAAUAUAAAGUGAAGCCCAAGGACAGAACCACUUGACUGAAGUAGAUUCUAGCCUUUGUAAAAAAAAAAAACUCUCUAUAGUACAACACAAUCUUAUAGGCAGAAAAUGCAGAAUUUAACACCUGACAAGAAAUUGGAGUGCCUUUUAACUAGUCCAAAACUUGGUCUUUUUGUGUCGCAACAAGCCAAAGGUUCAAAAUUCUCCACUAAUCACUCACUGUCCAUGUUUGAAAUCCCACAAGAGCCCCCACUUUAUGACCCCAGCUGAGAUUACCCUGAACAAGCCUGAUCCCAGCUUGAUAGAUCCUAACUUUUAUUGGUUUUAAAUAUGUGAAGAAUAGUGACUGAACAGUCACCGGAGUCAGCUAAUGAACUUUUACCAAAGCAUAAAACACUUAUUCAACAAGAAAAGAUGAACUAGAUUACAAUACUCCACCCACAACUAUACCUUUACAGAUAUAUACAGAUUUAUAAGGAUAACACCAGUUACAAAAACAUUCUUGGACCUACUGGGAACAUUAGAGUAUAUGUAAAUCUAUGGCACCCUGUGGUCAGACACGCCACACUCUGAAACCAAGUGACAGAUGCCACCUCAACCAGAUGCAAUGGUGAUCUCAUCAACCACCAACUGUCCCCCACUCCCAACCCCCCCAGAAGCUUGUCACGCUGUGAGCCGACCAGUCUCACUUAACUCAGUCUUUCACACGAGGGUUUCCAAUCUCCACUUGCCAAGAACUCGCUUUGGAAUCUUCUCCCAAACCGACGUGCUUUCUCAGACACCUUCUGCAAGGGUUCACCUCCAGGGUUUCGAAUUCUCCUG